Molecule: messenger RNA, 786 nt
Organism: Paraphaeosphaeria sporulosa
Lineage: Eukaryota; Fungi; Ascomycota; Dothideomycetes; Pleosporales; Didymosphaeriaceae
Product: Hydroxyisourate hydrolase
Exons: 1
Coding region: 194-670 (158 amino acids)
Biological process (GO): purine nucleobase metabolic process
Molecular function (GO): hydroxyisourate hydrolase activity
Source: RefSeq, a predicted model, not a curated record
GUGUGGCGGGGCACGCCGACGUAGCUACCCUGAGCUCCUCCGACCGCUACAUACAUGUACACUCUUCCAACCGCUGCCCACACAACUACAUUUUCCUCUCGCGACAAACCCCAGCUUCCCAGUCCGCGCUCCCCAGACACCCAAUUUCCUCCUAAAGCUUCCACACAAACACCAACCGCCUCACAAUACCCGCAUGCCCACCCCGUCCUCCACAGCAGCGCAACGUCUCGACGCCGUAUCCGCCCACGUCUCGCCACCCACCAUGUCCACCGAAAAGAAACCCCCAAUCACCUGCCACGUCCUCGACACCUCGCUCGGCCGCCCCGCCUCCUCCAUCCCCGUCACCCUGACCCUGCACAACCCGCCGUCCUCCCUCUCCGCGUCCGGCCUCACCUUCAGCGGGACCACCAACGCCGACGGCCGCGUGACGUCCUGGACACCAUCAUCACCCUUCAGCGCGGACGGGCUCGAUGUCAUCUUCAAGAGGGCGGGCGACCAGAAGUAUAGCUUGACGUUUGAUACGGAGAGCUAUUUUGGGGAGAGGGGGGUCAAGACGUUUUUUCCCGAAGUCGAGAUCAAGUUCGUGGUGAGGGAUGGGGGGAAAGGGGAGCAUUAUCAUGUGCCGGUGUUGUUGAGUCCGUUUGGCUAUACGACGUACAGGGGGUCGUAGGUGAGGAUUGGAAGUGUGAGGAGAUGGUAGCGAAUGUAUCAGGAUAUAUUUUUCAUGCUAAUGAUUCGAUCCUUCCAGCCAGCCUGGUAUGAUCUUUCUACACAAUUCGAUUGCCC